CCCGCGGCGGUUCAGAUGAGGUGCUGCUAGGACGGCGUGAGGUCGUCGAAUCCCUCAGCUGCAUGGGAACUCCCUUCGGUCCUCUCCCGAAGUACCAGGAAUGCGAGAAGACAGCCAUCACGUGGGGCAAGGGAAUGACCGAAGAUUCAUGCUGUGACUCAGGAAAUCUUCGUUGAAGCUGGAGGUUCCACCUUCCAGUAAAGAGCGUUCGGGUCAAAACACGAGCCUCUUCGCGACCUACAGGAAGUAGAGUGUUUUGUGUCAUUAUAGACUUUUCCGUGACGCUUGUGAGGCCUUACGUGGAUGAAGUGACCGGCGUCAGAGCGCUGCAAUACACGGAGACCGGAAAUGAACGCCAGCCUCGCCUGAGAAAAGAGAGGUCCUUCCGAGGGAGUGUGGGAACAAGUUCUUGAAGGAAGUGAGUGAGGAACCUGCAGGUGUCCGCGAGACCAAGGAGGGAACAGGCUGGCGAACCGCUCUAUUUACUGGCCAUGUAAACAUUUCCUUAAAUUGCCGGGGAAGAGUGCUAUCUCCUUUCAUUUUACGUGAAGUGGUAAAUUCUCGUUCCAAGAACUUAGCCAAGUCAGUUGGAGGAAGUUGAAUGUAAAGUAGAAAGAAAAUGAAAAGUGGCCGCUUCCUGAAUCAACCGUGCGGCAGGUAGUGUGUCUGUGUGUGUAUGUGCAGAAAACGUACACAAAAGGCGUGUGUCUGUGUGUACACUGCAAGACUGAGCGACAACAUGAAGGUGUGCGGAGGCGGCCUGCCCAUGUGGCUGCUCACGCUCGUCCUCGCAGCGGCGGCGACUGGUGCCCGUGCGUGCCGCGUGAACGACUACGUGUUCUCGUGCAUCCUCGACAUCCUGGAGGAGCACAUCAUUGCCAACGCGCAGGUCAAUUACUGUCACCUGCCCGUCGACAUCACCUUCCGUGUGAAUCACCAGUAUGGCAAAGGCAAAAGCCACUCCUGGAAGUACACGUUCGUCACGACCAACCAGAACGAGCGCGUCCUCAUCCCCGGGCUGCAGCUGCCCUCUGCGCCCCACGCCCCCGUCUACCUGUACGUCCGGGUGCCAGAGCGAGACUUCAGCAUGCACAACACCUCCUUUGUAUCCAUAGAGGCCUCCUUCGUAGCAGAGCUCAAGAAUAAUGAGUGGGAGGAAGCCGAGUUCAUCAACCACACCAUCUACAUCAGGUCUACGGAGGACUGUCGCUUUAGCUCCUCUGGACAGGAUCCAAUACCAUGGAUAAUUGGAUGUUUGUUUGCUAUCAUAUUUGUUUGUGGCGGCAUUGGAGGGGGGUGUUACCUUUACCGCCGCAAGAAGAUGGCUGUUGACCAGCUGGCUCUUGUUAAUGCCAUGGAAGUUGGUUUGCCUGGAGCCCAACCCUAUCAGAUGGGAACAGUGGAAAACAAGUCUGACAAAACACCAGGAGAUUCAGAAAGGAAAACAGACAAGGAAGAAAAUGUUUCUAAAGAAAACAAGGGCAAGCAAGCAACAGUAGAAGAUGAUGAAGAUGAAAUGAGUGGCAAGAAAGGUUUCAAAUUUAACAGGUUGAAAGAAGAGAAACCUGAAAUGCCAAAGAACUAUGCAAGAGGCAUUGAUAACUCAGUCAUCAUCGGUAACCCAGCAUAUCUAGAAGAAACAGAUCAAGUACAAAACAAAGGCAGUUCAGGAGAGGAAUAUGUCAAUAGGAAUCAAGUAGAUCAGAAUAACCAUAAUAUCCCCAGGAAUGAUGCUUAUAAAGUCAGCACAGAGAUCUCCAGUCAGAACUUGAGGCAGAUGGAUCCUGGAGAGGACUGUUAUGAAAAUGAUGUAACAGAUAAUGGGCCCAAAGUCUGCCCAGAUGAGAUGGAACCAUCACAACUUUCAGAUGAUAGCUCAGACAGCAGUUUGCAGGUGGGCCAGGGUGCUCGUCCCAAAGUGAGAGGAGUUGCAGCAUCAAUCACAGGUUCUACAACAGUUGCAGAUGCUAGUGAUGGACAUACUGAAUCUCAGAAGUGCUUAUAAAUAGUGUUCUCUCUAUAUGGAAAAAAAAAUCAAUGGGAGAUAAUUUUCCAUGCAGAGUUUUAGAUGGAGAAUCAAAGAAAAAAGAGCAGAAGAGGCAUAUUCUUUUAUUUUGUGUUAUAUAAAUGAACAUUACUUCACUUCAUAUUUAGCAUUCUGUAAAUGAACACUACUUCACUUCCAGUCUCAUGUCUUGGUGGUUGUUAGGUAUGUGGUUCCCCCCCCGCAAUCCAUCACACACACUCACACUCACACACUCUCUCUCUCUCUCUCUCUCUCUCUCUCUCUCUCUCUCUCUCUCUCUUUUGCAUGUGUUUCAUGUCUCAAAAUAUAUAAUUUACAUACUCUUCAGCAUAAAGCACAGGCUUCAAGGGGCAUCUGACACUGCACUAUAAUACAUUGCAGUUAAUGUGUAAUAGUAUUAUAGUAUCUCAGUAAACGUUUUAAAUUAAAAGAAUGGAGUAAAGGCUGUGACUUUUUUGUGGAAACUUUUCAUUGGAAUAAAAAAAAUCUUGAAGAAAUUUACAUGUUAUAGAUAGUUUUAAGAUGCAUGGAGAGGGUUAGAAAAACAGCUAACAAACACAGGCCCUGUGUUUAUUGGACGUACAUCUAUGGGGGGAUAGAAAUAAAGAAAUUAUUAAAAAGUUCAUUAUUUAUGGAUGAAUGUUGCACCAAUACCAGUUAUUCUUUUAAUGUUGUGUUGAUGAAGCUACUCCAAUGUGGAUUCUAUAUUACUACUUAUUUAUUGAAGGAUGGUUCCUAGAUUUUUCUUAACUACAGGUAAAUAGUAGUUUCUCUUUCUCUGUUAUACGAGAUGCCUUUUCUGUAAAAUCUAUUCCAGGUCUGUUGAAUUAAAACAAAGGAGUAUUAUUGCUUUAUGACUGGGCUAGAUGUUUACACAGUGGUUGCUAGAUCAUUCUUGUUUAUUGCUAGCUGAAGUUAGGUGAAGGUUUGGUACAUCUUCUGUGAUUCAUAAUGUAAUGACUAAUUUUCAAGAAACCUGAAAACUUAAAUUUUAUGUAAUUCACUGUGGUAAAUAUAAAACAUGUAUAUGAUUUCAUACUCAUAAUAACUAUAAAUAUUUGAAAGUUGCUAAAAACAAAAAUCAGGAAGUCCUGUCUAAUUGGAGGCUGGGCCUUAAUUUUUUCAAUAUAAUUUUGGUAUUAUCAGGCAAGUCCUUUGAUAUUUUCCCAUUUAAUAAACCCAAUAGAUCUGGGUGAUGGACAUCAUUGGCCAAGGUGUGGGUGACGGAAACAUCUCGUCAUGGAAAAAAAUUGGCCGAGGGCUGGAUGACAGGCACAUUUUGUCAUGGGGAAAUUGUUGGAGUGAGAUUGACUCACCAGGCUUUCAGGUAGGAACCAUGGCUGGGACCGGGUCAUCUCCAGGGAAGGCACAAUGCCCAUGCACAGGAACUUCUUACUGUCUGCCAUUACCAUCAGUUUAGGUGUUACAGAAAAUUUGAUGAUAUUAAAAUAUAAAAAAUAUAAUAUGUCACUUGCUGUUAUGGUUAUUGCACACAGUAGAAACUACCUGGAGAAAUAAUAUGGAGCCUGCUUAAUGGAAACUGUCUAUUAACAUCUUUAUACAGUAUAACAAAUAAUAUGUAUAGACCUCAGAAAAUGGCUAAAAGGCAAAAAUAUCUGCAAAAAAGGGCUAAUAGCAUUGCAAAAAAUAGCAAGUAGUCUUGAUACCACAUGUUAGACACAAACCUGAGAGUCACCAUUGAAGGAGGCCUAAUGUCCAGAUUUUGUUCAGCAUGUGCUGUGAGGCACCCAGAUCCAAAGGGUUAAGCAAUAAUUGUAAUUCUCUACAUCAGCUAUUUUUAGUAGAAUCAUUAUAGAAUACAAUUUGAAUGUUAAGUAUUUUUAAUCCUUCACUGACAGGUACUGCUAUAGCCUCAUGACAAUGGCCUAUGACAUAUAAACACCUGACUUACAACAGCUUAGGCCUAGCCACAAAGUCUAGACUGUUGCAUAAUAUUUGAUCACAAAAAAUUCAGACCCCAUCUUGAUAGGGUUAAAUAUUCAGUGGCAUUCUGUUAUAUAGUUGAAAAUAUAAAAUUUAUAUUAGCAAUUUAAACAGAUAUUGUAUUUUAUGACUUGACCUUGUAUUCCUUCUGGUGAUAUUCAAUAAUAUCUAGUAAGGGUCUCGAGUUGUUAUCUUGUAGAUCUCAUUGUUAAUGAUUGUAUCUGUGAUGGACUGAAUGCUUUGUAAUAGGUCUUUUAAUGUAUUUUAUAUGUAACUUAAUUGAUUACAACAAUUUAAGGAGAAAGUUAGAGCAGUGCUAGAAUGUUAAUAUAGUAGAAGAGUAUUACUUGUUCAAAUCUGUCAGCAAGACGUAGCAUUACAGUUGUGAUAAUAAUAGUUGGAAAUUAAGUUAUUAAUAUUAUUAUUUUCAAAAUGUUACAUCGUAGAUUCCUUUCCAUGUACAUCUCAGUAGACUGAAAUUAAUAUCAUAAUGGUGAUCAGUGUGAAUAAUUAUGCUCAGAAAGUUACCCAUAUUGUCACAUUUACAUAUACAUUAUAACUGUAAGCAGAAAGAAUAUAUUGUAUUACUUUAUUAGAAGUUUCAUUUUAUCAAGUAAAUUGUAUAAAAUUUACAGCUAUUUUUUAUGUCAAAAACUAAGCUCAAAAAGUACUGUUACCUGUUAAUUGCAUAGAUAGUGACAAAAAUGAAAGUGCCAAACAUUAGUUUCUGGGAUUAAAAUAUGUGGCAUAAUUUAUGAAAUCAGUUUUAAGUCUGUUUUGUGGUACUUUUGUGUAAUUAGCAGCUCUUAAGGAGAGCAAAUAUUACAGAGCUCCUCUCAGAGGAGACUGACAUCAAUAUAAAUUUCAUGUUUGUCAUCUGUCAGUCAGAUCUUAAUGAAUGAUUCCUUAAAAAUUUCAGCUACAAGUAGAUACACGACAGGAUUACUACUUGCUAACUAUAUCUGCCAUAUAUUCAGGAAUCAUUCAGUGUGAGUAAUUUGUUUAUAAGACAAGCUGCCAACAGUUCAGAAUAUGGGGCCUUUAAGUGAUCAGCUGAUAGUGCUCACAUAUGUGAUUGUACCAGUGGGUGUCCCUGCUCAGAGAUUGCAAUGGCCUCACCAUUAGAUGAAUUGGCAAGUCAAGAGUUUUGAAUUUUUGAAAAACAAAAAGAAAGUGGCAGUUACUACAUAUUUUGGUUUUAAUGGUAUCAUCCUCUUUUCAAAUCAGAGACUUACCAAAAGUCAGUCUACCCUAACUGCAUUAUGUUCUUAGGUCUAUUCUCUUUGAAAAUGUACUUUAAGGGGUUGGCGAUGGCUGAAUAAAUGCAAUACUUUUGAAUAAUAGCACUGCAUUUAAAUAAAAUGAUCAUCAUUAACCUGACAAUUAUCCAACUUUUAUUACCAAUCUCACAAGUGUAUCUUUACCUCAUUAAAAGAAACUAAGUAUCAUGUGGGACUUGCGCAAUAAUGGUGUAGUAGUGUGGGUGACCUAUGACAUGGCUAUUAUAUUCAUAAUAGAAGCACUGAUCAGUGUACUGUUGCUUUCAGCUAUUGUAUGUAAUGCAGUAAAAUUGUUUUCCAAAUAUUAUUUUGCAUAUUAAUUUUCUUCAAAUAAAUUUAUGAAAUUCGAUACUGUGUUCCAGAAUAGUUUUAGUUUUAAGAUUAAGGGUUGUGCCCACCACUGUAAACCCAGCAUUAUCAUUCAGCACAGUCAUGUGUAGAGGCAUUACAUACUUCUUUUCUAUUUAUUAUUAACUGCAUUUACUCUGUUUUAAAUAUACAUACAUAUCUGGUAUGCUGUUGCAUACAAUUUAUUGUUGAGAUUUUCUAUAGACACUAUUUUUAUGCUUUUUAUAAAUAAAGGAUAAUGCUUUCA
This is a messenger RNA of Penaeus vannamei (Pacific white shrimp), 5845 nucleotides long. RefSeq lists its product as uncharacterized. The record is from RefSeq and is a predicted model, not a curated record. Lineage: Eukaryota; Metazoa; Arthropoda; Malacostraca; Decapoda; Penaeidae.